Chiloscyllium plagiosum (whitespotted bambooshark) is the source of this 1078-nucleotide messenger RNA. RefSeq names its product ubiquinol-cytochrome c reductase, Rieske iron-sulfur polypeptide 1 (gene uqcrfs1). The record is from RefSeq and is a predicted model, not a curated record. Gene Ontology annotation, cellular component: membrane. Gene Ontology annotation, molecular function: quinol-cytochrome-c reductase activity; 2 iron, 2 sulfur cluster binding. NCBI's taxonomy places the organism in Eukaryota, Metazoa, Chordata, Chondrichthyes, Orectolobiformes, Hemiscylliidae.
GUGGCUGUCCCCUCCCCCGCCCCCAACGUCCUCUGGUUUAAGGUCGCUGUCGGCGGAUCCCGAUUGCCGGCUUCGCCAUGUUGUCGCUGAUCGCUCGCUCGGGGCCUUUCGCCCCGUACCUGUCCGCUACCACUAACGUCGUGCCGUCUCAGCUCAAGCCGUUGGUGCUCGGCGUGGUUCGAAAGGCCGAUGCGGUGAUCGUGGAUGUGAAGAGGCCAGUGCUCUGCCGGGAGUCGUUGCAGGGCCAGGCGGCCCGGAGCGGCGCCGUUGUUACCGCCGGCCUCAACGCUGAAUCCAGAGUUCGAUACGCACACAGCGAUAUUAAAGUUCCAGACUUCUCUGAUUAUAGACGACAAGAAGUUCAAGAUGCCAGGAAAUGCUCACAAGAUAGCAGUGAUUUCAGGAGAGGUUUCUCUUACUUCAUAACUGGAACCACAGCUGUUAUGGGAGCCUAUGCUGCAAAGAAUGUUGUUACUCAGUUUAUCACAAGCAUGAGUGCCUCUGCUGAUGUGUUAGCAUUGUCUAAGAUUGAAGUCAAGCUGAAUGAAAUUCCAGAAGGCAAGAACAUGACCUUCAAAUGGAGAGGCAAACCUCUUUUCAUCCGCCACCGUUCACCUAAGGAAAUUGAGGUCGAACAGGCAGUGACCUUGGCUGAGUUGCGACAUCCAGAAUUAGAUUCUGACCGAGUGAAAGAUCCGAAGUGGAUGAUUUUAAUUGGUGUUUGCACUCACCUGGGCUGUGUACCAAUAUCCAAUGCUGGUGAUUAUGGUGGCUACUACUGCCCUUGUCAUGGGUCUCACUAUGAUUCAUCAGGGAGAAUCAGGAAAGGCCCAGCUCCACUUAACUUGGAAGUGCCACCAUAUGAGUUCAUUAACGAAGAUCUUGUAAUUGUCGGUUAAUGUUAUGAACUUUAAUUCGAGUACCUUCCACUUUUACUGGUGUUCUAUCUGCUAUAUUGAACUGAACAUUCUUAGCACCAGCUUGUUAAAGUAGUCUUUGUGAUUUUGAGUGCUUGUUGGGGAAGGGGGUUGAUGUAAAUCAAGUUCAACAUCAAUAAAUAUUGAUUUUGCAUCAUCAA